AUGGUCACUGGUGCCGAAGAUUGCAGAGACGUCCAGUGUCACGUCCCUCUGCCAGAAGCACGCGUCGCCGACGGCGUCCUCGAAGGCCGCCUUACGGUGCUCGCCGCCCUUACGCCACCCAGAUAUGAAGUUGAAGUAGAAGGCGAACAGGUCGUCUGGCGUCCGGGGCGGACGGGUGAGGAGGCAUUCCAGGUAGCCGCACAGCCUGGCGAAGGGCGACGAUGCGCCGCCGCAGAAAGCGCCGAGAACGUCCAUGAUGUGUCGGCCUGUGGAGGCACGGGAGGCCAGCCUGGUAAUGUUGGAGAGGCCCAUGGGCGUCUUGCACGGCAGGCCGGGCGACGUAGUGUCACAGCCGGAGCACUUGACACAGCUGUCCAUGGGUGUAACAGCGUGAGGUAG
Babesia ovata is the source of this 399-nucleotide messenger RNA. Its product is annotated as DEAD DEAH box helicase, putative. NCBI's taxonomy places the organism in Eukaryota, Apicomplexa, Aconoidasida, Piroplasmida, Babesiidae. The transcript has a single exon. The record is from RefSeq and is a predicted model, not a curated record. The coding region runs from base 1 to 399 and encodes 132 amino acids.